Messenger RNA from Pistacia vera, 1288 nucleotides. RefSeq names its product cinnamoyl-CoA reductase 1. The transcript has 3 exons. The coding region runs from base 156 to 1145 and encodes 329 amino acids. Lineage: Eukaryota; Viridiplantae; Streptophyta; Magnoliopsida; Sapindales; Anacardiaceae. Gene Ontology annotation, molecular function: oxidoreductase activity, acting on the CH-OH group of donors, NAD or NADP as acceptor. The record is from RefSeq and is a predicted model, not a curated record.
CAUCUAAUCUAUACUAAGAGAUAAAGACAGUUCAUCAGUUAAUAUCAAAAUCAUAAUUCUCACCUAAGACAAUCCUAAUCCUAAUCCAAAAUAUCUCUAUCCAUUAAAAUAAUAUCAUUGCCAAAAUACAGCGAGAGCCAAAACUAGAGCCAGUAAUGACUGAGCCAAGCAAGGAAGCAGUGUGUGUGACUGGAGCCAACGGGUUCAUCGGCUCAUGGCUGGUCCAGACCCUUUUGACCACCGGCUACACUACCAUUCACGCCACCAUCUACCCUGGCUCUGACCCAUCUCAUCUCUUUACUCUCCAAGCUGCCUCCAAAGCCAACCUCAAAGUCUUCGAGGCUGACCUUCUAGAUGACGUGGCAGUUUCAAGGGCAGUGGAGGGCUGCAAGGGGGUCUUCCACGUGGCAUCUCCUUGUACCUUGGAAGAUCCCCAGGAUCCACAAAAGGAACUUGUGUUGCCUGCUGUACAAGGUACUCUUAAUGUGUUGGAGGCUGCUAAGAAGUUCAAGGUGAGGCGUGUGGUGCUCACGAGCUCUAUUUCUGCUCUUGUGCCUAACCCCGGUUGGCCUCAAGAUAAAGUGUUUGAUGAGACUUCGUGGACUGACCUUGAUUAUUGCAAGUCUCGUCAGAAAUGGUAUCCAGUGUCAAAGACAUUGGCAGAGAAAGCAGCAUGGGAAUUUGCUGAGAAGAAUGGGAUUGAUGUUGUGGCUAUCCACCCAGCUACAUGUCUAGGUCCACUUCUGCAACCUUAUUUGAAUGCGAGCUGUGCUGUGUUACAGCAGUUGUUGCAGGGUUCAAAAGAUACUCAAGAGUAUCACUGGUUGGGAGCUGUGCAUGUCAAAGAUGUUGCAAAGGCGCAAGUGUUGCUAUUUGAGUCUCCUGCUGCUUCUGGUAGAUAUCUUUGCACCAAUGGUAUCUAUCAGUUUGGUGAAUUUGCUGAAAGAGUCUCCAAACUCUUCCCUAAAUUUCCGGUUCACAGAUUCAAUGGGGAAACUCAACCAGGUCUGGUUUCUUGCAAAGAUGCAGCCAAGAGAUUAAUGAAUCUGGGACUUGUUUUCACACAAGUUGAAGAUGCUGUUUCUGAGACAGUUGAAAGUCUUAAAGCUAAAGGCUGCCUGGUGCAGAAAAUGUCACAUUCUUAAGCCGUUUUCUCUUUUAUUUUUGUGGGUUGAGGUGGGGACCUGUGUUUUGAUUACUCAAGAUCUUUUCUGAUUCAUUUCACAAUGUAAUUAGUUGUCAGCAAUAAUGAAAAUAAUAAAAACAUGUCCGUUUUCUGAUAAAUUAA